Lycium barbarum (goji berry) is the source of this 2071-nucleotide messenger RNA. RefSeq names its product heterogeneous nuclear ribonucleoprotein 1-like. Bases 339 to 1721 code for a protein of 460 amino acids. Lineage: Eukaryota; Viridiplantae; Streptophyta; Magnoliopsida; Solanales; Solanaceae. The record is from RefSeq and is a predicted model, not a curated record. Gene Ontology annotation, molecular function: RNA binding. The transcript is spliced from 4 exons.
UACAUUUAGGAUAGCCAAACAACCUGUGUCAUUCACAAUAUAAUACUACUAUACAAACAUGUAGUUGUAGUUAGUUAUAUGCAACUUGUACAUAUAUAUAUACAUAUAAAUUUUAGCCAUUUCAGAUUGUGAAUCAGUUUUCUUCACACCACACUCUUUUUUUCUCUUACCUUCAUCUCUCUCCAUUUAUAACAACUCCAACAAUUUGGACCAAAAACUUAAAUUUGGGAAGAAGCAAAUAAUAGAGAGUAAAAAAGGCUUAUUUUUGCCUUAUGCCUCUCUAGCAGAUCUUGAAUUCAAUCUUUUUUUUCAUCUGGACCUUCAUAUUUUGAGUGCAAAUGGAGUCUGGCAAAGUAUUUGUUGGAGGGAUUUCCAGGGACACAAAUGAUGAUAGGCUCAGAGAAUAUUUUCAAGCUUUUGGCGAUGUAGUCGAAGCUGUGAUCAUGAGAGAUCGGACCACUGGCCGUGCACGUGGUUUUGGCUUUGUUGUCUUUGCAGACCCUUCCACUGCUGAAAGAGUUGUUAAAGAAAAACACAUGAUUAAUGGUAGAACUGUAGAGGCAAAAAAAGCUGUUCCAAGGGACGAUCAACAUGUUAAUAAAACCAACGGAAGCAUACAGGGUUCUCCCGGUCCUUCCCGCACCAAAAAGAUUUUUGUCGGAGGUUUGGCGUCCUCGGUCACCGAGAGUGACUUCAAGAAUUAUUUUGACCAAUUCGGAACAAUCAUAGAUGUCGUGGUCAUGUAUGACCAUAACACACAAAGGCCAAGAGGUUUUGGAUUCAUCACUUAUGACUCAGAGGAGGCAGUUGAUACGGUACUUUACAAAACAUUUCAUGAACUCAAUGGUAAAAGGGUCGAGGUCAAACGAGCUGUUCCAAAAGAGUUGUCGCCCAGAUCAACACAAAACCAAUUAGUAGGUAGAUAUAACCAUGGUAUGAAUAGGGUAAAUAAUUUCCUUAAUACAUAUGCUCAAGGUUACAAUCCGAGCUUGAUGGGAAGCUAUGGAAUCGGAAUGGAAAGUAUUCCCGUUGGUCGCAAUGGAUAUUCUUUGUUGAAUCCGGCUGACUACAAUAUGGGAACAGAAAUAGACUCAAGAUUGAACUCAAACUAUGGGGAAAAUGGAAAAUUCAGUUCUGUUAUUGGUUACAGACGCAACUUAAAUUCCUUUCACCAUGAGAAUUCAAACAAAUACAACGUUCCUAUUGGGUAUGCCCCUGGAAGAGUUGGAAAUGGUUCUAUGUUGAAUUCAACAGGUCAGAACAAGUGGGACAAUGAAAGUAUUUAUUAUGGGACGGAUUAUGCAAACACUAGCGUGUUUGUUGGUUCUGGAAGCGGGAAUACAGGACUAUCUGGUGCUUUUGGAGGUCUUGGAACAAUAUGGGGCUCGUCUCUUAUUUCUGGCCAAGGUGGACGUAAUGGUUCUUUUGUUGAUGAAGAGAACGGAUUUGCAGGUGGGGCAGGGUAUGGACAAAAUGGAAGAAGCAAUGCUAAUGCUAAAUCAUCGUAUGCCCCAACACAGGGUGUUCAAGCAAAGGCUUUUGGGGAUAUUUUUGGAACGUUAAGUGGGUCGAUUUAUGAGGAUUCUACUAAUUGGCGCGCAUCGUCUCCAGAGCUAGACAGUUCCGGAGCUCUUAGUUAUGGACUCGGAAGUGCAGACCCACUCAGCUAUGGUGGUGAUUAUGGUGUUACAAAUAGAUCAACUAGAGGUAUUGCUGCCUAGGAAGAUAACUGUAUGGAAGACUGGAUAUCAGAAGUUUAAUGUAGAUGGAAAAAUAUAGCAUGACUAAAGUCAUAGAUUGUGGAUUACUCAAAUUCCUUUUGGGGAAAUACUCCAAGCUAAAGUACACGUUCACUUAGAGCUAAUUCAGUACCUACUAUAGAACUUAUCUAGACAAAUGUUUAAGGUUUGAACAUAGUGUUCCUUUACUAUAGGUCCUCAUUUUCUUUCUUUCUUUUCUACGUUUGGCAUUUGAUUGAGAUGUAAAGUGGGAUAGCGGAAUAUACUUACGAUAAUUUUAAGAUACAUAUCGGGUGAAACAAUGAGACUGAAAGAAAUGUUGAUUUUCUUGU